This is a messenger RNA of Portunus trituberculatus (swimming crab), 2764 nucleotides long. RefSeq names its product c-Myc-binding protein-like. Gene Ontology annotation, molecular function: transcription coactivator activity. The record is from RefSeq and is a predicted model, not a curated record. Lineage: Eukaryota; Metazoa; Arthropoda; Malacostraca; Decapoda; Portunidae. The coding region runs from base 115 to 477 and encodes 120 amino acids. The transcript has 3 exons. Gene Ontology annotation, cellular component: nucleus. Gene Ontology annotation, biological process: regulation of DNA-templated transcription.
UGUGGUUGUAACACUUUUUUUUUUCAUAAGUUCUGUUUUUCCAUCAACAUUAUUUUUCUUUAUUAGGCAGGUCCCUGACUGAUCGUCCCAUCACAACACAGCACCGCCGCCAGCAUGGACAGGACGAGUAGCAUCAAGAGCAUGGAUUCUGAACGUGAGAAGUUCCGCACUUACAUUGAGAAAACAGGAGUGAUGUCUGCACUCACUGAUGCUUUGGUGCAUCUGUAUGAGGAGCAGGAGAGGCCUACAGAUGCCCUUGGCCACAUCAAGAAGACCUUGGGCUCUUUCACUCCCUCUGUCCAACACUGCCACAUGCUGGAGGAAAAGGUGAAGGAGCAGGAAGCCAUUAUUGAAUCCCAGCGCACACAGAUCAACGAGCUCAUGGGGGAGGUUGCAAACCUGCGAGAACUGCUGGCACAUGUAGAGGGCCGGGGGGAGGCCACUAAGACUCCCAGUGAGACCCCUCGCACUUCCUGAGUUCUGAGGUGUGUCUUGCAGCACUUACUGGCCCAACAUCAUUGUCAGAAACAGAAGAGAGAGUGUCUAGCCUUAAGAAUGUCUUCUUUGCUCUACUACUACUACUACUACUACUUACCUUUUUACACCAGAUAGAACAAGUCUAUCCAUAUCAAAUUUUUUUUUUUUAUUACAUCUUGUAAGUUAUUCUUUUCACCAGAGUGUUGGUAGUGUAAGAUGUUGGAGUUGAUGGUGAAGGUACUGCAACAUACUUUUCAUUUUAUAUUUUUCCUAAUACUAUAUAUAUUGUAGAAGCCUCUUUUUCUCUCAAGAGGUGAACUGACUGUCAUGUCCUCCACACAUGUAUGUUGUCUCUCUAUGUUUCAUUAUAGGUAAACUUAAGCUCAGCCUGACCAGACAGAUAGUUACAGCAUAGACAAUUUUCCUUGUCCAAACAAGAAUUAAGAAGAUAAACACUUUAACAUGUUCAAACUUAUUAACACCUGCCUCUUUUUGUUUCCAUUGUUGAAUGCUGUACUUUUCUUAUUCACUGCAGUGUUAGUCAGCCACCACCAUCCCUCAUGUUAUACUUCAAUGUCAUUCAGUCAGUUAGUCUGCAGCACAAGUAGAGUGCAGUCAUAAAAACCAUGUCAUCAAGAGGUUUCAGUCAGUCUAGCAAUAGUUGAUUGAGGAAUAAGAUAAAUGUAGAAUACCUCAGUAUUGAGAGCUCUUGAUGUGUUAUGUGUGCACAUGAAAGCUUACACACACACACACACACACACACACACACACACACACACACACACACACACACACACACACACACACACACACACACACACACACACACACACACACACACACACACACACACACACACACACACACACACACUUUAAAAGCUGUACACUGCCUCAAGAAAAGUCAGAGAUGAUGUAGUUUUCCAUUGUAUCUUGUCACUGUUGCCAGUCUUAUUUAGGCCAGCAAAACUUAAAGGCUCCACUAAUCUGCAAAGGAAUGUGGCAGUUCCAGUGGGUUUUGAUAGAAUACAUGUCCUAAGAGGCACCCAGAGCCAGAGUGAUAUAAGGGCUGAAAAUUAACAACAGAAAAAUAUUUGUCAAAAUUUUGCAAGUUUCAAAAUCAAUACAUCAAUGGAUUGAGAUGGAAAGUAAUGUUUGGUUUCAAAAUAUUCAGCAAUUUAUGCUCUUUACAACUAUGUAGUUGAAUUACAGUGCAUUUUGAAAUUAAAAUAAAAUUAUAGUUUGUUAAAGAUAUCACCCAGCUACAUUGAAAUUGUAUCUGUCAUCCACACAUUGUUCAUUUUCUUCAUUUUAUCAAAGUUGUUUUAUUUUUUAUGUACUAAUGGGAAUCACAAUCAUUAAAAAGUCUUUUUUUUAUAAACUCAUCAAUUUUAUGAAGCAAAACAAAAGUGACAUACUUGUACAUUUUAAGCCAAACACAAAUGAAAAGAAUGAUACAAACCUAAAGAUUAAACUGGAAGAAACUGAAAUAAAAGAACUAAUAGACAUUAUGACAAGACUAUUGUAAAGGAUUAUAGAAUGAAAAGAAUAAUAAAACCAUCAGAUGCUUCCAAAGCUCAUGUAGGCUAUUGUGUGAUCCAUUCUGAUGUCCACAUUCUCCCAUCAUGGUAGGAAGGAUGGGGAAGACUUUGCAACAAAAAUAAUAGUUAUGGCCACAAGUCACUUAUGUCACUCAGGCUCUUGGUGCCUCAUGUUUCGAAAAUUAAGAUAAAAUUCCUUACCAACAGUAUGUGAUAUUUUGCUCAGUGUCUGUUACAGAGCUGAAGGAAAGGUUAGUAAUGGUUUCCUUCAUUAUUACUUUUUUUUUCCCCCCCAUGAAAAAAAAUCUUUAAAAACAUUAAAUGUGUUUUUUGCCUUCAGUUUUCCAUUCCAAAAAAUUCAUUAUAUAUUUUUAUAUCAUUUAUUUAUCAAUUAAUAUAUGUUCUUCACUUACUAUUGACUAGAAUAACUAGACAAAAGUAAUCCUAACUAACUAGAUAAAAGAAAUCGUUACAUUGUUUCCUGAAAUAUAUACAGUACAUGUAUUUUGCAAGUUUCUUAGGAAAGUAUCUUAUUUUAUAAUAUUUAUUUCAUUUGCAUUUAUAUUGAAUUUUGUUAAUUUGUUUCUAUGCUUAUGUUCCUGAUUUUUUUUUCUUAGUCAUGGUGUUCAUGGAUAUAAUUUGUGCAAUCCCAGCAGACUUAUGAACCUACACCCUGCACCAUUAGAAAGAUGGAGUCAUAUUUUUAUAUGCCACAAAAAAAUAGUAAUAAAAGUUCUCCAGUGCUGA